AAAUCAUUCUGAUUGGAGAUCUGGACUUGAUCCACAACAUCGAACCUUCCGACCAAUUGAUAAGACUGAUUGAUCUUGGUCUGCCUACGUCGACGUAGGUACGUACUGGAAUUGAACACUUUCAUGAUUUUGGUGGAGCUUUCAACUUGUUGCUUUAUCUGAGCUUCUACCAAAGCUGCCAACUUGAAAAAGGACGGGCAGUUCUAAAAACGACACUCCAAAUAUUGACGGCGCAGCUCUCUCUAUUGAAACUUGCUUACUUCUACGCCGUCCCCUUAUAAUUUCUCUCCGAGAUGGCGCAAGUAAUAUCCAAUUCCGGCCACGAUGACAUGAUUCACGAUGCUGUCUUGGACUACUACGGCCGACGACUCGCAACAUGCUCUUCCGACAAGACUAUCAAGAUAUUCGAGAUUGAAGGUGAAUCACAGCGACUAACCGAGACAUUAAAAGGUCACGAAGGCGCAGUAUGGUGUGUUUCCUGGGCGCAUCCUAAAUAUGGCAACAUCCUCGCCUCGGCGGGCUACGACGGCAAGGUCUUCAUCUGGCGCGAACAGUCAAACCAAUGGCAAAGAAUUUUCGACUUUGCCCUCCACAAAGCCUCGGUGAACAUGGUCGCAUGGUCACCCCACGAAUCGGGCUGCCUCCUCGCUUGCGCGUCCUCCGAUGGAAGUGUCUCCGUGCUCGAAUUCAAGGAUAAUAACUUCUCCCACGUCUCGUUCGCCGCCCACGGCCUCGGCGUCAACUCUGUCUCUUGGGCGCCAGCUACAACACCCGGUAGCAUCGUUUCCUCGGCACCUACAGGGCCUGGUGCUCUUGGCCAACGCCGCUUCGUAACGGGAGGUUGUGAUAAUGUGCUCAAGUUGUGGGCUUACGACCCCGCCACACAAGGUUACAAGCAAGAGAGGGAACCGUUGGCAGGCCACACAGACUGGGUGCGAGAUGUAGCGUGGAGCCCAACUGUAUUACAGAAGAGCUACAUUGCUUCAGCAUCGCAAGACAAGACUGUACGAAUCUGGACAAGUGACAACGCCAGCCAAGGCCAAUGGUCGUGCAAGGUGCUGAACUUUGAGGCGGAGGUCUGGCGUGUCAGUUGGAGCCUUAGCGGGAACGUAUUGGCUGUUAGCGGCGGCGACAAUAAGGUCUCACUGUGGAAGGAGAACCUGCGAGGCGAGUGGGAGUGCGUCAAGACGAUGGAAGAAUAGGGUCCUAGCCUAUCGGAUAAAUGAACUAACCACCUACCGCAAGGAAGAAAGUGGUCGAGAGGAUGACUUGUUACGAAGCCCGGCGUUUAAGAAGUAGAUGGGGGCACUAAUUCGGCUGGACUGUUGAGUCACCAAAAAGGCAGAGUUUCUUAUAUUUUGCAUCAGCCUUGAAAAUUCAUGAAAUAAAUGCGAUAUCCUACAUUCAUCGUACAUAAAGUGAUAUGGAUAUUGUUAUGGAGGUUGUAGUAGUACAGCUUCUUGACUCAAAAUGUGCCAUCUCCUGUUUUCUUUCCCUAUGUCGAUCUACUAGAAGGAGAACUGACUUCGAUUCGUUCCACAGCUUACACCCUUUUGUGGCUUGAAGUCUUUUAAUUUGAGAUGGUCCUUGAUAGUUUAUUUUAGAAAGGAUAUUCUAUAGCUUGUCAGAAUAUUGUCGUAUCAAUGCAUUUAUUUUCAUUCGUACAUGGGUGUGUAUGUCGAUGUUGAAUUGGGGUUACUUCCUUCCCUUGACUUCUACAAUUGGCCAUUCACAGCGAAGCUUCUUAUUAAGAGGCUCUUUGUAGAUUAUUCCGAGACUGUUUCCAACCAUAAUUUAGACUCGGUUCCGAUACGCAUAUAUUUAUGAAAGUAAGUCUUCUUGCACUGCACAUAAAGAUGAAAGAAAGUUAAUUC
Messenger RNA from Hypoxylon trugodes, 1874 nucleotides. Its product is annotated as WD40 repeat-like protein. Gene Ontology annotation, biological process: positive regulation of TOR signaling; COPII-coated vesicle budding; protein import into nucleus. NCBI's taxonomy places the organism in Eukaryota, Fungi, Ascomycota, Sordariomycetes, Xylariales, Hypoxylaceae. Gene Ontology annotation, molecular function: structural molecule activity; protein binding. The record is from RefSeq and is a predicted model, not a curated record. Gene Ontology annotation, cellular component: nuclear pore outer ring; COPII vesicle coat. The coding region runs from base 294 to 1202 and encodes 302 amino acids. The transcript is spliced from 4 exons.